Pestalotiopsis fici W106-1 is the source of this 645-nucleotide messenger RNA. RefSeq lists its product as uncharacterized. Gene Ontology annotation, molecular function: S-adenosylmethionine-dependent methyltransferase activity. NCBI's taxonomy places the organism in Eukaryota, Fungi, Ascomycota, Sordariomycetes, Amphisphaeriales, Sporocadaceae. The transcript has a single exon. The coding region runs from base 1 to 645 and encodes 214 amino acids. The record is from RefSeq and is a predicted model, not a curated record.
AUGGCCACUGCAGAUCAGCUACCUGUCUUAUAUCUUGCCCAAGCUCGUGCUUGUCGCAGCGUGCAGGACUGCAUGAGCAUCUACGACAACUGGGCUGCGACUUACAACAACGAAUUGAGCGACAAAGACCAAGAAUACGUUGCUCCUACCAUCGUUGCUCAACUCGUUCUCCAUAGAACAAAUGACUUGAGCCGUCAUGUCAUCUUGGAUGCCGGAUGUGGAACUGGCCUAGUCGGCCAAGCUCUUGCCCUCGUCGGCGCAAGAACCAUUGACGGACUUGACCUGUCACCUGCUAUGCUCAAUGUCGCAAAGCAAACUGGUGUUUACCGUACAUUAUCCCAGGCCGACAUGACCCAGAAAGUCCCGCAGGGUGAUGGAAUAUACGACAUUGUUACUUGCGUCGGCACCUUCACGAACGGCCACGUUGGCCCCGAUCCUGCCCUAAGAGAACUCGUCCGGCUUACCAAGACGAAUGGGACCAUCAUUGCCACGAUUCUGGAGGAGUUCUGGGAGAGUGCCAAGUUUAGUGUCGAAAUUGAGAAAUUGGUCGCUGAGAAAUUGGUUACGGUUAUUGUCAAGGAGCUUAUCGACUAUGUCAAAGGCCACGGUGAGGCAGUGGUGGUGGUUCUUCAAAAGGUGAUCUAG